Zygotorulaspora mrakii is the source of this 1734-nucleotide messenger RNA. RefSeq names its product Dfg16p (gene DFG16). The record is from RefSeq and is a predicted model, not a curated record. The coding region runs from base 1 to 1734 and encodes 577 amino acids. Gene Ontology annotation, cellular component: plasma membrane. Gene Ontology annotation, biological process: cellular response to pH. Lineage: Eukaryota; Fungi; Ascomycota; Saccharomycetes; Saccharomycetales; Saccharomycetaceae. The transcript has a single exon.
AUGAUUGGACUUAGAGCGCUGGUAACUGGUGCUGUGGUCUUUUUUGGGAGGAUAGUAUUGGCAGACAGUGCUCCAUAUACUGAGCAUGUGGGACACAGGAACAGUACCCUGCUCUCGAACCUGAUUAAAGAUUUUAUUUUAGAUCCCCAUGGUGAUAUAUGCACUGGUAAUACCCUGAAUGGAGGAUUUAUGACGCUGAACAAUGGAAACAUUACGAUUUUAGAUAAUGGUACAGUGAAUGAGCCAAUAUUUUUGAUUCGCUGCUCAAAUCUUUCAGAAUUUGAAGAGCUUUCUCCGAUAUUGCAAAAUUUUUCCAACUCCCUAAGCAACAUAUCAACUAUUGAUGACAGUUCGCUCUAUGUGUCGAAAGAUCCGUUUGAAAAAAGUGUUUUAAUGAUUACAUUUGCAUCUUGCGCCGUAUGUAUUGGGACAUGGAUGCUUUACUUGGUGAUUAUUUUACUACCCGCUGAAAAUCACAACGGCAGAAGGUUUUCUGUACAGUUUUAUGUCUUAUUCACAGCAAUUUACGAAGCAGCAAUGCUGGGAAAAUCUAUAUCCAAUAUAUUUGAGAAACAAUACAGGGAAAAUUAUCAAGAUGCUUUCGAAGUUGAGGUGCAUAUUUUUAAUAGCACUGCAUAUAGGGUUGGUGAAAUUAUCAGUAGUCUGAUGAAUUUUUUAAAUUGGAUUGCAAUUAUAUUCUACAUGUUUCACAGUUAUACAAAACUCCGCAAAAAUUGGCUGCCGUCAAUAUUGAGUAACAGAAACGGUUUAAUUAUACACAUUGGGUUGACUUUGACUAUAAUAGACACAACAUUGUUUGCGGUCUCAUUGUGGAAUAAAACUGCUCAAUAUGCACUCAUGAUUUGUUACAAAACUAUCGACUACAUCAUUUACACAUUAUUUUGCGGACUGACAGUUUAUUUCAUAUCUCACGAUUUUUGGUUCGUGGUAGCUCCAAAGAGAGUUAAAUCGAACGAACAAAUAGGUAUAAAAAGUAUUCUGCUGUUAAUUUGGAAGGAUUACCACGAAACAAUACCAUUACUAGUGUAUAAUAUGACACUAUUUGUUUUGUUAUAUUUUACUUCCCUUUAUUUUACUAUUCAAAACACGCGAAUCGGCCAAUGGCGUUAUAAAGUUGUCAAAUUCUUAAGAUUACUUAUAACCGUCAGUGUUUGGGGAUUAAUAGAUGUACUAGAAAGAAGAGAAUUAAUCCUCAGUAGGGAAACAAUCUUAGGAAGAAAAAUCCAUAACAAUGAUGAAUAUUUCUUUGAUCCAAGAUUACCAUGCAGUCUUUCAGCGUCACAGGACGAUUCUAAAAGUAGGCUGAGUAGAUCGCGUUCAGAAAACUCCCUCAAUGAUGUGGAGGAAAAUACAGGUCGUCCUCAGAAAGUUCAAAGCAGUUCAAGUUCAUUGUCAGUUUUUGUACGUCCACUAAGAGUUUGGAAAUCUCAGGUGCGAAGAGCCAGAAAUUUAAAAAACUACAGCAGAGCUAAAAACCACAGACUGUUGGACACGUUGACGGGCAAAAAAGAUAAGUACGCUGGAUAUAAGUCUAAGGGUAAAAAUCAAGAUAAAAGCCCGUCCCACAGCGAAAGAGUCAUUUCUUCGGACUCUACACAGCAUCAUGCUAUUUUUACCAAUCAUGACAAAAAUGCACAAGACGUUAAUGAACAGGCUAGUGUAGAAACAGAACUGGCAAGAAACUAUAUUUACGAUUAUAAUAAUGACUCUUAG